Astyanax mexicanus (Mexican tetra) is the source of this 2640-nucleotide messenger RNA. It is a transcript of the gene qpctlb, whose product is annotated as glutaminyl-peptide cyclotransferase-like b. The record is from RefSeq and is a predicted model, not a curated record. The transcript has 8 exons. Bases 289 to 1479 code for a protein of 396 amino acids. Lineage: Eukaryota; Metazoa; Chordata; Actinopteri; Characiformes; Acestrorhamphidae. Gene Ontology annotation, molecular function: zinc ion binding; glutaminyl-peptide cyclotransferase activity.
GGAGGGAGAGAGAGAGAGAGAGGAGGGGGGUGGCUGUUGAAGCUGCCGGUCUGCGGGACAGAGCAACAGAAGAGAGAGAGACAGCAGCAGCUCUAUGGCUGUAAACCAGAGCGCGUUUCAGGGAUGGUGUGUCAGUGUGAACCGCCGCUGUUUUCAGGAUGAUUCUUCUCUCCAGACCACAGACUGAGGGCUAAUCUGAGUACCAGUGACCAGUGAGCUCCUCCACCACCAGCAUCACUACAGAGAAGAUGCAGAUGUCCCUAGGUCGUACCCCCUCCGUGCUGUGAGAUGGGCAGGAGGUCCAGGGCUGCUGCCUCCUCCUCAUCCUCCUCCACCGCGUGCUGCGCUCCCGGCACGUGCGAGCAGGGGUCGGUGUGCAGGGCGCGCGUGCUGCUGCUGUGUCUGUGCGUCUUGCUGGCGUUUGCUCUCACUCUGGGACUGAUGCUGUCCGAAAACGAGACAAGGAAUAUUGAAGAACUGCCAGUCAGAGUACCAGAUCUCAACAAAGAUAAACUAACUCACAGGCCGAGCAGACCCACCAGAGCGCAGGUGAAACGGCUGGUCUCUGAGGUGAACUGGGCUCGGCUGUGGUACUCACAUCUCCAGCCUUUUCUCAUAGAGCGACAGCCUGGGUCCCGCGGAAGCCGCAAUGUUCGGAGGCACAUCUCCUCGCAGCUGGACUCGCUCUCUGCAGGGUGGUCAGUGGCGAUCGAUUCCUUUAACUCAGAAACCCCUCGUGGUCCAAUCAUCUUCUCCAACAUCCUCGCAGUGUUGGACCCCAUGGCUCCGAGGCGGUUGCUGCUUGCUUGCCACUACGACACCAAGAUCAUGUCUUUAAGCCCUCGUGUGCCGAAGCAGGUGUUUGUGGGGGCUAGUGACUCAGCUGUUCCCUGUGCUAUGAUACUGGAGCUGGUCACUGCACUGGAUGUGCACCUGAAAAUGCUCAAACAGCAGAUGGCUCCUGUGACGUUACAGCUAGUCUUCUUUGAUGGUGAGGAGUCGUUUGAGGAAGGAGUGUCCUCUGAUUCGUUGUAUGGCUCCCGACAUCUCGCCGAGCACAUGUCCAGCAUUCCACAUCCUCCAGGCUCUGAGCAGACCACACUUCUGCAUGCCGUGGAUCUCUUUGUUCUCCUGGAUCUAAUUGGUGCCCCAAGCCCCAUGUUUGUGAAUCAUUUUGAGAACACAGCUCGCUGGUUUGACCGUCUUGUGUCUGCAGAAAAGAGACUCCAUGAGCUGGGCCUGUUGUCUUCUCACCCUAACAAGCAGAUCUACUUUAGAAAAGAUGUGACCAAGGAUCCAGUCAAGGAUGAUCACGUGCCUUUUCUUCAGAGAGGGGUUCCAGUUCUGCACAUGAUCGCUACGCCCUUCCCUUUCUACUGGCACACAGUGGAGGACACUGCAGACAAGGUUCACGGCCACACCGUGGAGAAUCUCACCAAAGUCCUUGUGGUCUUCCUAGCGGAGUAUCUCAAACUAUAGAAUAACACAGCAUUUACUGGAACCACCCACAUCCUUCAUGAAAUCUAUAGCUGAGCCACAGUCAUGAUAUUCAGCGCAAGUGGAGAUCAGGAACGUGUAGGUGGUGGAGCUCUUGUUUGAGGCUAUCCUGUGCUUAGAGUUGAGCACAUGCUGAAAGAGGGGAUUUAAACAGUUCUUUAUGCCUCUGUAGCAUAAAGUUCAACCAUUGUAAAGCCUCCAUUAAUGAUUCAUUAUGGUUUUCUGCAGUCUGCUUUAAAGAAGACUAAAGAAGAACUCAAAUGGGAACUGUAGUAACAGUUCGGUGUGUCCUACCUAGAUAUCACAUGGGCUCAGGUCCAGAUGCCUAAAACAAAGAAAUACGGUACAAUAAGAUAAAGGGGAAUUCCACUUAUUUUUUGAUGUGAUGAAGAAAUACUCCAUCACUUCCUAUUAGUUCCAAAUGCAAACAAAAAGAUUAAAACGCAACAUACGUAAACGUAGCGAACAACAACAUUUACAAAGCAAACAAAAAUAUGACAACGCAACUACAUUUCAGAAACGCUUCAUUAAGGGAACGCAAAUACAUUGCCUCACCGGAAAUGCUCCUGGCCGCUAGAGGGCAAUGUUUUCUGAAAUGCUGCGUUUUCUUAAUGUACAGUGUGUCCCAAUUCAGGGGCUGCAUUCUUCGAAGGACGCGGUCUACGAAGGUGUGUCCUUAGAAGGAUGGGUAGGCUGCGAUGGCAGUACUGAAAUGGGACAGUCUACCCUACGGAGUAUUUCCUGUUUCCUGUUUGAGAUUCUACCCGCCACAACCAAAGUCAGAGCUGAGAAAUGAGCCAGAGAUUUUGAUUCUAGUUUUGCUUCAGACCAAAAAAUACCCAAUUAAUUAAGUCCAGGUUAAUAAACUGUGCAGUUACUUAAAUGUUUUAAAUGUGAACGGAUGGAACUGAACAUAAACAAAUAAAAGGGCGCUUGAAAUGAAGUUGAAAAAAGAGAAUAAAAUAGAAUAAUGUAUUAUUUAGUUUAUAUAUAUUGUAUUAUAUAUUAUAUAUUUAUUAUGUAUUAUGUCGUUUAAAGAUAUAUAAAUACUAUAUAAAAAGAAAUAUACUUAUAAAUAAACUAAAUAAUACAUUAAUACAUACACACACACACAUAUAUAUAUAUAUAUAUAAAUUAUAUAAU